Schistosoma bovis is the source of this 1076-nucleotide messenger RNA. NCBI's taxonomy places the organism in Eukaryota, Metazoa, Platyhelminthes, Trematoda, Strigeidida, Schistosomatidae. The record is from the annotation of a GenBank genome assembly.
AAAUACAAAACAUGGAUACCAGCGCGUGGGUCAAAAAGGUCAAGUCUGCGAAAGCGACUGUCAUUAUUGAGGAUGGAAAGCGUAAGGUUCACUUCUUAUUUCCCGAAGGUUUGCAAAUGGUUGAAGAAUAUGACUUGUCUACCCAUAAUUUACUGACAAGGAAAUUUAGAAGCAAAACCGUACUUGGUGGGGACGGGCAGUGGGAAUAUGAAGUUGGAGAAUCACUUAGGAGAGAAAACCAGUUUUCAGAGCAUCUAAUGGAGUCAUCACAAGCUCCACUGUUCAGUCGUAGUGAUGUUCCACAUGCAUUCCAAUGGCGUAUCCGUAACUUACCUUACCCGUUAGAUGUGUACAGAGUUUCCAUUGAAGAUGGAAAUAUCUUAUUGCGGACCACCAACAAAAAAUAUUACAAAAAGUUCAACAUUCCGGAUAUGACCCGAAUGGGUUUACCCCUAAACGAAAAGUCCAUAUCAUUAACCCAUGCUAACAAUACUCUUCUGAUUUCGUACAAAAAGCCGGAAGAAAUAUUAGAAAACGAAAAACUAGUCCGGCAAUAUGUAAGUACAUUAAAGCCAGUAGAGCAACAAGAAGACUGCAAGACAUCCUGACCAAAUAUAAUAGUUUACUUAGUUCUUACAAUAUUUUCCGAUGUGUUAUGACUCAGCUUCUUGUUUUGCCCUCGCACAUCCGAAAAGACAACUGGCUGUCAGCAAUUUCGGACGUGGAAAGUGUGCCAGCUCAGGUUGCCAGAAUACAUCAGGAGCGUAGUCAGAAUUUAUGAAAAUGAAUACCAUGGUAGUAGCUGUUUCAGUUACAGCGAAAAAGAUCAGCCACAAGCAAUAUAACUUGUGGAAAGAUGAAUGAGUUGAAUAAAAAUUAAGGUAAUUUCUAAACCAAAGAUUAAAUGGCCCCUUUGGGAUCGAUUCUGUGUUGUCAUCUGUCGACUUAGAGGAAUAGUCAGUGAGAUCAUUGACUGAAGCUUGUUAUUUCACCUGCUAUUUUUAUACUAGUAAUUUACGUAGAUUAAAAAAAACUUUUCCAAGCAUAUGUGUGAGUAAUUAGAAUGUCAUUGUUUG